AUGAGUGGAGACCCCCACCACAGUAUCGGGGAAGAUCAUGAUCAACGUCAACCCAGCUCCAUGGCUGAAAACGUUGACAAGAAAAUCAGUCUUCCCAUGUCUCCGUUAUCGCUUUCCGAUUCUCAGCUGUCCGGUACCACGCCGCUUACAGAGCGGGCUAUGGCUUCUAUUGCUCCGAUGUUGGAGAGUUUCAAGCCCAAGACGUCCAAGGAGGAGGCUCAAUACAUCACUGAUAGAUUAAGAGAUUUACAUACUGCCCAAUCAGGUAAUGGUGGCAGCAGCAGUAUUAAUGGUAAUAAUGGUGGUGUUAAUGGUGGUAGUCCUAAUGGUAGUGGGUCUGAUAUUGCUGUGCCACCUGUUGAAGUGACGCUUGACGAUUUAAGUAAGAUCAGAAAGACCAUUUCCAACAGUUCCAGUGCCUCUAGGAGAUCGUUUUCCACCCCCAGAGACCUAUCUACCAGAUUGCCGUUUGUGGGGAAGAUUGGGGUUUGUGCCAUGGAUGCUAAGGCUAUGUCUAAACCGUGUCGUCGGAUUUUAAGUAGAUUAAUUGAAAAUGGGGAAUUUGAAACCAUUAUAUUCGGAGAUAAAGUUAUAUUGGAUGAAGCUAUUGAAAACUGGCCCACUUGUGAUUUCUUGAUUUGUUUCUUUUCUGCUGGGUUCCCAUUAGAUAAAGCCAUUGCUUAUGCUGAUUAUAGAAAGCCGUAUAUCAUCAAUGAUUUAAGGCUACAAAAGACUUUGUGGGAUAGAAGAUUGGUGUUGGCCAUUUUGAACAAGGCUCAAGUGGCUACGCCUGAAAGACUUGAAAUUAGUAGAGAUGGAGGUCCACAUUUGGAUCCGGAUUUAUUACUUAAAAUGAAGGAAAUCGAGUUCACUGACACAGAAUUGACUUCAUUGACUUCUCAAGUAGAACCGGAAUGGGACAUGGUUGAUGAUGAUACUUUGCGUGUUGGUGAUAAGAUUAUGAAGAAACCAUUUGUUGAAAAACCAGUGGAUGGGGAAGACCAUAAUGUCUAUAUAUAUUAUCCUAAAUCCACUGGAGGUGGUGGUAGAAGGUUAUUCCGGAAAAUUGGUAAUAAGUCUUCUGAAUUUGACCCGGAGUUAACAUCCCCCAGAACAGACGGUUCAUUCAUAUAUGAAAAGUUUAUGGAUACCGAUAAUUUUGAGGAUGUUAAGGCAUACACUGUGGGCCAAGGGUUUUGUCAUGCUGAGACCCGGAAAUCUCCGGUGGUUGACGGGAUAGUCCGAAGAAAUACUCAUGGGAAGGAAAUAAGGUAUGUUACCAAAUUAUCUGAAAGGGAGAAGGAAAUGGCUUCAAGAAUCAGUAAAAUUUUCCAACAAACCAUUUGUGGAUUUGAUUUAUUGAGAGUUAAUAAUGAAUCUUAUGUGAUUGAUGUGAAUGGAUUUUCGUUUGUUAAAGAUAACAAUGAGUAUUAUGAUACUUGUGCCUCUAUCUUAAGGAAUUUGUUUAUUGAAGCCAAAAAAUCAAGAGAUUAUUUAAAGACUCAACUUCCUGAUCAUACCAAAAUGUUAAACAUGCAUCAAUAUGAAGAGAAGGAACAAAAAUGGGUAUUAAAGGGUAUGGUUUCAGUUAUUAGACAUGCAGAUCGUACUCCCAAACAGAAGUUCAAAUAUUCCUUCAGAUCACCAUUAUUUAUUUCUUUAUUGAAGGGCCAUAAGGAAGAAGUCAUUAUAAGAGCUGUUCCAGAUUUACAAGUUGUGUUAGAAACGGUCAAGAUUGCCGAAGAAAAGGGGUUGGAAGAUUUAACUAAAUUGAAACAAUUACGUGGAGCAUUGGAGAAGAAACUUAAAUUCCCUGGUACUAAAAUUCAAUUGAAGCCUUCAUUAAAUAAAGAAAAUCCAGAAGUAGUUGAUAAAGUACAAUUUAUACUUAAAUGGGGUGGAGAACCUACUCAUUCUGCUCAAUUUCAAGCAAGUGAUUUUGGUGAACAAGUAAGACAGAAUAUUUUAUUAUUGAAUCCUCAAGCGUUGGAUAAUGUUAAGGUAUAUACAUCAUCUGAAAGAAGAGUUAUUGCUAGUGCCAAAUUGUCAUCAUUACCAAUAUUGGGUUUAGAUAAGGACCAUGAUGUUUUACCGGAAGAUUUUCUUAUUAUUAGAAAGGAUUUAUUGGAUGAUUCCAAUGCAGCUAAGGAUUUAAUGGAUAAGGUUAAGAAGAAGCUAAAGCCAUUAAUUAGACAAGGAGCUGAGGCCCCACCCCAAUUCACUUGGCCUCCUAAAAUGCCUGAACCAUUUGCAGUUAUGAAACGGGUCUGUGAAUUGAUGAGGUUUUACCAUCACAUUAUGGAAUAUAACUUUGAAACUCAAGACGUUGAUAAGUUUCAAGAUACUUGGUGUUGCGGAGAAGAUCCAUUCCUUUUCAGAGAAAGAUGGGAUAAGUUGUUCAUUGAGUUCACUGUAGCAGAUAAAACGCAUCCUUCCAAGAUUUCCGAAUUAUAUGACACGAUGAAGUAUGAUGCUUUACAUAACAGACAGUUUUUGGAGAAGAUCUUUGCGUUUGACCCAAAAAAUGAAGAGCUUUUGAUGAAGUUGAAUGCUACUUGUGGUGAUACGGUCAAUUCUGAAGGGUUAACGUUUGAAUAUCCUAUCAAUGUCUUAGCCAUGAAUACAUUCAAAAUCCCUGGCAAGAACCCAAUUUCUUCGUCAUCUGCUGGCUCAUUAGGCUGGCUGUUACAAGGAACGAACUCACCCGCUGAUAAAGAUAAUCAUAAUGUUUUUGAUCAACCAAUGUAUGCCAGAUUAAGAGAAUUAUAUCGAUUAUCCAAGGUACUCUUUGAUUUCAUUUGUCCUCAAGAAUAUGGGAUAAAGGAUGAAGAGAAGCUUGAUAUUGGCUUGUUGACGUCGCUACCAUUGGCCAAGCUGAUAUUGUCUGAUAUUCAAGAUAUGAGAAGAAAUGAUACUGGAUCCAUGGUACUUUAUUUCACCAAGGAAUCUCACAUCUAUACCCUUUUGAAUAUCAUUUACGAGUCCCAGUUGCCUAUGAAGGUUGCACGGAAUGCAUUACCCGAAUUGGACUACUUGUCGCAAAUUGUGUUUGAGUUAUACGAGGCGUACGACCCCACGAGCCCCACCGGAAAGAAACACUCAAUUAGGUUAUCGUUAUCUCCGGGAUGCCAUACACAAGAUCCAUUAGAUGUUCAAAUUGAUAAUGACCAUUACAUUGGUAACAUCCCUCGAAUUAACUUAACAAGACACAUGGAUAUUGAUUUGGUUAUUCAAAAGCUUAGAUCAAAGUUUACCCGGGUCUCGUUGCCAAAGAAGUUCACCGCAGUCAACAUCUCCAGUCCGUUACAACAGGGCAUAUAA
This is a messenger RNA of Lizanozyma spartinae, 3321 nucleotides long. It is a transcript of the gene AFL1, whose product is annotated as inositol polyphosphate kinase. Gene Ontology annotation, biological process: inositol metabolic process; inositol phosphate biosynthetic process. Lineage: Eukaryota; Fungi; Ascomycota; Pichiomycetes; Serinales; Debaryomycetaceae. The record is from RefSeq and is a predicted model, not a curated record. Gene Ontology annotation, cellular component: cytosol. The transcript has a single exon. The coding region runs from base 1 to 3321 and encodes 1106 amino acids. Gene Ontology annotation, molecular function: ATP binding; 5-diphosphoinositol pentakisphosphate 1-kinase activity; diphosphoinositol pentakisphosphate kinase activity.